AUGAACCCCGUCAACACGAACCCUACCAGCUCCCAGCUGACGCCACCUGGUUUGUUACUAGGUGCUCGACUAGCAUCGGCUAGAUAUAUAGCUAGCCUUUCAUACCUUGACGACAAUAACCCGGCCAUCCUAGAGCUUGCCCUAGAUGUUACGCAAUCACUAGCGGUCGAUGCAGCCUUCAAGGCGGCCGCCGCGCAUUUUGCAGACAGUUACUACAUUGAUGUCGUGGUGAACAAUGCAGGCUAUUCGCUCUCGGGUGAUCCUGAAUCCGUUACUGAGCAUGAGAUGCACGACGAAUUUGAACUUCUUUGGUACCGAUGGAGUGAGUCUGUCGCUCGAGAGAUGCAUCCGGACUGGAACAUUCACUUUUGCAUCGUCGAACCCAGUGCCGUCAACACGAAUUUGGAAGCCUCCGGCAAGAAAUACACCAAGCCCCAUCCGGCAUAUUCAGCUGCUGAUAUGACCGGCCCGGCAGCUUGA
Molecule: messenger RNA, 480 nt
Organism: Aspergillus alliaceus
Lineage: Eukaryota; Fungi; Ascomycota; Eurotiomycetes; Eurotiales; Aspergillaceae
Exons: 5
Coding region: 1-480 (159 amino acids)
Source: RefSeq, a predicted model, not a curated record